Molecule: messenger RNA, 1889 nt
Organism: Cervus elaphus (red deer)
Lineage: Eukaryota; Metazoa; Chordata; Mammalia; Artiodactyla; Cervidae
Gene: IGSF6
Product: immunoglobulin superfamily member 6
Exons: 6
Coding region: 20-736 (238 amino acids)
Source: RefSeq, a predicted model, not a curated record
CUCACACAUACACACAGAAAUGGAGACUGUGAACAGAGGCAAGAUCAUUCUCGGUCUGGAACUCAAUCUGAUUCUGUUUUAUGUCGGGGUCGCGGACGACUGCACCGUCUCAGUGUCUCAAUUACCUGAACUUGAAGUGGACUACAGGCAAAAGGUCGUAACCUUGACCUGCUCCUUCUCCACCGUGGGGUGCCCUGCAGAGAAACCAACACGCCUGUGGUUUCGCUACGGGACUCACGAGCCUGAGAACCUGUGCUCGAAUGGAUGCAGCAGUGAGACAGACAAAUACACCCUUAAGUAUCCAGCACAAAACCAGGUUUCCCUCACCGUGAACAGGCUGACUUUCAACGACAGUGCAAUCUACAUCUGUGGAAUAGCCUUUCGCAGCUCAAAGCAACCGAGAGCUAAGCAAACGGGAGGAGGGACUGUGCUUGUGGUGAGAGAGACGAAGGUUCUCAGCAAGGAACUGCAGUCUGUCCUGAUAGCCCUCUUAGUCCUGUUCUCCAUCUACAUCAUCAGUGUGCUCGUGAUCCUCAUCGUCCUCACUGAAUUAAAAUCUAACACUCAAAGAAAGAAAGAAACAGAAGAGUCACAAAAGAAAAAGAGUGCUCGGCGUAUUUUUCAGGAAAUUGCUCAAGAGCUAUAUAAUAAGAGACAUGCGGAAACAAGCCAACCAACUGAAAAAGACAACACUUAUGAAAAUAGAACAGCCCUUUCUAACUAUGAAAGACCAUAGAAGUCUUCUGACUUUCAAUCAAGUCACCGAAAAUCCAACUCCAGAUGUUAUGAAAGUAUUAGUGGAUAUUCACCCAUCAGGUUUUUUUUAGAAAACAAUUUAAGGUAAAUGGAAAAGUCAACCAGCUACAAGAAGGACGCCAGAGAAUAUAAGGAAAUUAUUACUAAUGAAAAUUACCAAAAUACUAAAACCUAACAAAAUGCAACUGAAAAGUACUUUCCUAAUUUGCUACGUAGGAGAAUUCUAAGCAGUCAAGCAUCUUCAAAAACUUCCAAUUAAAGCAUAUGUCCUCCUGUAUUUUCUCCAUUUGACAUAACCACACGAUGACUGAUACCCUGAAGAUGAUCUGAAGUCAUACCAAGUGCCUCAGUCUUGCCUAGAAGAACUGUCUUUAUGGUUUCUAGACGUGCUGGGCCAACUAGACCAAGUUGGCAGGGGAAGAGGAACGGAGGGAGGAAGGAAUGUGUCAAAAUCUGAGUUAGAAAAAAAUCAUCUUGAACAGUAUUUUGCAGCAAAUAUUAUUUCCUCUAGUAUUGCAAUGGGCCGGUGGUACAGUACACAUUUUCCGGCCAGGGUAUGCAAAAUAACUUACAUCAUGCUACCAACAGAAAGUGAGAGCACAGUAGAAUACAAUAACAUUUUGGUUAUUAUAACAUUUAAUUAUUUUAACAAAAAAUCCAAAGCAUAAGGUUCAGCCAGAGAAAACCUCAGAAUAAAUAAGCCACGAUGGACUCUAGGUGUCAGUCUUGUGCCAAAUAACAGCACCAGGGAAGGCUUUGGCAAAGCAUUGGAACUGAUCAAGACUGCAAUAUUUUUUCUUCUCUUUUAGUAAGUCAUUGCAUUACACACACACAUACACACAAAAAUAUACGUAUGCACACACACAUUUAUAUAAACCUACACUUUAUACAUAGUUGGGGUCAUACAGAGUAAAUAGUUUUGUAUUAUGCACUGCAGUGUGAUUUUUAACCAACUAAGGAGGGAAAUGUUAGACAAGGGGCAGUGUACAGCAGGGAGGCUUAUGGCACUUACUACCAUCUCACUAAGAAAACAUGUUAUAGAACUGCUCUCUGAAAGUUACUUCUGUGUAACAAAAAAUCUAUUUGAAGUACCUGCAAGUAUAUAUUUGCUAUUAAACCUGAAUUACAACCCA